Messenger RNA from Clunio marinus, 3718 nucleotides. Lineage: Eukaryota; Metazoa; Arthropoda; Insecta; Diptera; Chironomidae. The record is from the annotation of a GenBank genome assembly.
AUGUCUACAACUGAUAAAAUUCUUUAUCCAAAUCAAUUGAAACCCGUUACCGAAGAUUUACGCGACGAUGAAUUGAUCCGUAGAUUAAAGGCAUUGUCAUUAACACUGCAAGCGAUGGGCCAAGAUGAUGAGAACUUCAGUCGAUACACACCACUGGCUGUUCAUCUUGUAAAAGAUUUUUUCUUGAGCCACGAUUCCAAGGACGUUCAGCUUCUGGUCGCUUGUUGUAUUGCUGACAUUCUAAGAGUGUUUGCACCAGAAGCUCCAUACAAGGAACCUGAUCAAAUAAAGGAAAUUUUUGAAUUCCUCAUUCGUCAACUUAAUGGAUUGAAAGAUCCAAAAGAUCCUGCAUUUAAGCGCUACUUUUACCUUCUCGAGAACCUCGCCUAUGUAAAGAGUUUCAAUAUGUGCUUUGAGCUUGUUGAGAGUCAAGAAAUCUUUUGCUCUCUCUUUAGCUUGAUAUUUAAGAUUGUUAACGAUGAACACAGUGAGAAGGUGAAAUCAUUCAUGCAGGAGAUUCUCGUUCCUCUCCUAUCUGAGUCAGAUUCAAUAUCUAAUGAGCUUCUGGAUAUUAUUUUUAUAAACAUCAUAGAGCCAAAUAAAACACAAAGGAAGAAUGCUUACAAUCUAGCAAAAGAUCUGAUUAAGAAGACCACAGACUCGCUAACGAUGUAUGUACAAGCAUUUCUGAAUGAAGCAUUAAUGCAGGAUAAGCCUGACAAGUCAUAUCAGAGUUCUAAACGAAUCUACGAUCUCAUCUACGAAUUAAAUGUUAUUGCACCUUCCUUGUUGCUUUCAGUCCUUCCUCAACUUGAGUGCAAAAUUAAAUCAUCAAAUGAAGGUGAACGUUUAAAAGCGGUCGCACUUCUAGCACGAAUGUUUAGUGAGAAGGACUCAAAAUUAGGGAAGCAACAUACAGUUUUGCUCAAUCAUUUUCUAGGACGCUUUUUGGAUAUUGCUGUUGCCAUUCGAAUAAAAUGCGUUCAAAGUACGAUGCACUUUUUAGUGAAUCAUACGAAUCUUCGUCCAGAAAUUAUAAACGUGUUAAAUGGUCGACAACAUGAUUCAGAUGAGAGUGUUCGCUAUGAAGUUGUUAACUCAAUUGUGGAAACAGCAAGACGCGACUAUAUAAUUGUAGCAGAAUCACCGGAACUUUUAGCGAUUCUUAAGGAACGCUCACAAGAUAAAAAAUUUAAGAUUCGACGAGCUGCCCUUAAUGGGUUGGCUUACAUUUACAAUAAGCAUCUACAAGCAGUUCAAGCGAGUGAAGCAACUAUUGAAUCGCCUCUUGAUACAGCAAAUUGGAUUCAGAUCAAAAUUCUUAAUGGUUAUUAUCAUGCAACUCUUGAAGAUCAACUGUUAAUAGAGCGACUUCUAAUCACAAACCUGGUUCCGUACACACUUCCAGCCAGUGAAAAAAUGAAAGCUCUUUACAAACUCUUUGCGACGAUUGAUGAUCAUGCGAUGAAAGCUUUUGUAGAAUUGCAAAAAAACCAAAUGAAAAUGCGUAAAACUGUGAUGGAUUGGAUUAAGCUGCACAAGAUCAAAGAAACGCCUGAAACACAAAAGGAAGUGACAAAGAAAAUGAAUAUGUUAAUGAAACUUUUUCCCGAUCCUCUAAAAUCACAAGAAUAUCUCGUAAAGUUUUCAGCUCAUUUACGAAAGGAUAAAAUGAUUUUGAUGGAUAUGGAAACCAUAUUGAGACGAGAUGUUGACAAUAAAGCGUGCACUGAGGCAAUGACGAGCAUUUUGAAGAAACUAGGAACACCAAUAAUGACGAAUAUUUAUUACAACACAGUUAAGAUUCUAUUAAGUCGAAUUGCAAGUGUUAUGAUAGAUCGUGAAGCACACUUUUUACACGACUCAGUACUGCGUCCAAUGAUGGCAUUGCUGAGCUUCGAGUUGAAUUUUGUAGCUGCUAGCAUUUUCAAAGCAUUGACACAUCUCGGAAGAUUCAAAUCACUUAUCGAUUCACAUCCUGAAGUUCUUGAAGAUCUUGCACCAAUUUGUAAACAUUUUGCAUUCAAUGGAACACCAAAACAAGCAAAACAUGCAAUUCGAUGUCUCUUUGUUAAUUCAAAUUCAAAUUCAAUUACAAAUGCAGAUAAGGAUAAUGAAAGCGUUGAAGAGACGAACAGGAAAAGAAUCAAAAAACAAAUUGAUCACAUUUUUCAAGAAAUUGUUGACGCAACAAAUCAAAAUUUAAAUGUAUCAUCAGAACAUUAUCGAACGGCAAUUGUGUCAUUCGGUCACAUUGCAUAUAACCUGCCUGAACGAUUUAAUAUCCCAUUGAAGAACAUAGUGUCGAGAAAGAUAGUAAAAGACUUGUUAAUUGGCGAUCUUCCUGAUGUUCGUCAACAUAAAGCUGUUGGUGACUGGUGUGAUGAAGAACAAUUGUCGGAAGAAAUUCGUUGUCGUGUUGAAGGAUUAAAAGCAAUUGCAAGAUGGCUUGUUGGGAUGAAAGACAACGUAGUCGCAGCACAGAAAACUUUUAGAAUGCUAUGUGCAUUUAUAAAUAAAGCUGGCGAUAUCCUUGAUAAAGGUCAAUUGAGUGAAGCAGAGAAAGCUUGGCUAAGAGUGGCUGCUGGCAAUGCGAUGUUGAAGAUAUGUGAACAAAAAGGUGUCGGAGAUGAGUACAAUGCAGAACAAUUUUUGACUUUAUCUACUUUGAUGGUAAAAAAGAAAUUUGAUGAUAAUUUCAGUUCUAAUCUUGCUUUCUUCCAGAACGAUCCAGUUCUCCAAGUGCGUGAAUUGUUCUUAAAGAAACUUCAUAAAGGUUUGUACAAAGGAAUUCCUCAUAAAUGUCUACCACUCGAUUUUAUGGGAAUCUAUUCGAUGUGCGGUCGUGAGACUGAUAAAAAACUAGGAGAACAGAUGAAGAGUAAUUACGAGGUGGAUGUGAACCAUCGACGAGAAUAUGUAAAAACAUUUUCCAACGGUGGAAUUGAAGGCGCUUUGGGCCAAUUAGCAAAUAUUUUACCUGACUACAUCCUGCCCUUCGCUGUGACAGUUUUGUCACACAGCAAUCUUCUUGAAGAUCGAACGAACAUUGACGAGCUGAAAAUUGCUGAGAAAUGUUUAAGUUUUAUUCUUGAGCCGCUCAUCAACAACAAAGAUACUUUCUGCUUUAGUCUUUACAAAAAUAUGAUUGAAAAAAUGAAAAAUGCCAAAAGCGCCUAUCAGCCACACAAUGAUACCAUCAAUGAAAAAUUAUGGACACUCUGUGACCUCUCAUUACAUCUCAUUCUUACAAAACUUAAGAACGUGGAUACGCGCGAGUAUUCACUUGACCAAGUAAACAUUCCUCGGAUGUAUUUUCAAGAGCAAGAUACAAACUUUAAGAAUGAGCACAACUACUUGUCAUUGGAAUUUAAAAGUCUUUUAACAGCUACAUCUACGAACGAUUCUGGAAAUGCCACUGUAAAUGCUGGACCAGCACCAAAACGUUCUGGAGAAAUUGUCGUGGCAUAUGAUCAAUCUAAACGGCUGAGAAACGCUUAAAGAUUUCAUUAAGAAAAUACAUUUAAUUCAUAAUUUCUCUUUUCCUUUCAUUUAUAAUCAAUUUUUUUUCGUGGUUUUCUUUGAAUUUAUUGCUCUUAAUGUUAUUCGUAUUAAAAGAAAUUGUGUUUCAUAUUUAACUGAAGCGUCGGUUUGUGUUUUUAUGUUUUUAAUAUAUUUAAGAACUUCAAAGCUCCAUUAUGGUUUUUACUUUAUUUGG